AUGUCGACCUCUGGCGCGCCGGGAGGUAACAGGCGCGCCACCCAGCCGCCUCUCGACGGCCCGUCCCUCGCAACCCCUCAUCGUUCGCCCUUCCCCACUUCCCUUCGUCCAUCCCUCUUUCACGCCCGUCCCACCCCUCUCUCAGCAACAUACUCGCCCGUCUCGUCAGUAGCGACUCCGGUCACAUUGGCUGCCGCUGCGCAUCUCCAAGCUCCGCACAAUACCCCGUCCUCCGCCUUCUCCUCCCGAACCACCUCUGCUCCCGCCAAGAACCCUUUCGAACGCCUGCCAGCUUCGUCGUUCGAUAGCUUCGUCAGUUCGGUGACUCGUCGAAUCAAGUCGGCGCUCGAGCCUGGCGAGCUACCGAGUGAGCGAAGGCGGCGGGAAAGGGAAGAGCGCGAGAGGGAGCGGGAAAAGGCUAGGCGAGAGAGGGAAGAGGCGAGGCGGAGAAAGCAGGAAGAGGACGUGUUCGGCGAGAUUCGCGCGCUGGGCGAGGAGAUGAGAGUCGAGGACGCAGCAGCAGGCGACUUGCCCGAGGAGCAGUUCAAUUCGACAGACUUCGCGGAUCGCUCACCCAAUCACGAAGGGGCAGCUGUUUCGGACCUCUCCCCCCGACCGCAUUCGCCUUCCUCCGUUGUCUACGGCCACAUGCCCUCCGACAUCUCCCUCCCCUCCACCUCAGUGUCCACUGCUCCCUCAGUCGCUCCUCAAGACGAAGACGAGGACGUUCUCGUCCUCUCCUCCUCAGCCGAAUCCUCUACGCGCUCUACGCCGCAGCCCGAGAUGCGGGAAGUCCGCCUCGGCUCGUCGCACUCACUCUUCGUCGCGCGGGCGACCGCAUCGGUCUCCUCGGACGAUGAUCGAGGUGGAGCGGCGCACGACACGGGCCGAGACGAGUCUUUCGGGUUGGAGACCGGUCCCGAGGACGACGAGGAGGAGCGCCCGGCGCCCUUCGACCGGUUCGACGAGCCAAUGGCCGAUGAGCGGAGGGACGCUCGCGAUGAAGACGCUCCGCUCGUCCUGCAGGAAGACGAGUUCGACGUUGAUGCGAUUGGCGAAGGCGUGGAAGCGGAGGAGAAGGCCGAUGUGGAGGAAGACGAGCUCGAUAUUGGAGAAGAGGACGACAUCACGGGAGAAGACGAGGAACUCGCGCGGGCGGAAGCUCGGGCGAGUCAGUCGCUUGAGCGGGAGGAUGCAGAGAUCGCGGAGGAUACGCCCUACUACCGCGAUCCCUUCGACCGACCGAUCCUCUACGCUCAGCCUACAGCUGGCGAGAACGAUGACGAGGGCGACGUGCUUGACUACGUCGAAGACGUUCCUGCUCCGCUCGACGAGAAUCCUCGAGCCCGCCUCGAAUCGCCGGUCGACCUGGCCGCCGAUAAAGGUCAGGUGGGGGAAGAAGCGAUCGAGUCCGAAGGGAAUGAAGGCGAGGACUACGGUCUAGGGGAAGACGUUUGCGAAGCGGACGGUGUGUUUGGAACUCGGGAGGAGGAGGAGGAGGAGGAGGCAUCACGCUCGCCGUCUCCGCAUCGCCCGUCGGUCACCGAAACGAUCGAGCUGGGCUCGUCCUCCGAUGAAGAAACGGCACAUGCGACUCGCCAGCCACGCCCCGCAACGCAGGAUGCGGACGACCGCUUUGCCGAGGUUCCUCAGCUCGCGACUUAUGGGGCAGAGGUCGUGGAAUCGAGGGAACCCUUCGCCUUCAAAGCCGACAUCGAUGUUGCGGACUAUUCCGUCGACUCCGUUCGUGCAGGCGGCCGUGUCGAGGAAUCGCAAGCGGAGGCGCUUGAAGCGGUUCACGUUUCCGGUCGGCUGUCUCCUCGACUAACGCCUGAUCGACUUCCUGCGGCGAUCAACGACCAAGACGCCUUCUCUGCGGAUACGACAAUCACAGACGCUCAGGAGGACCGGUUCGAGAAGGAUCGGUUCGAGGAGGAGCAGGUCGAGAUGGUGGAGCAGCAAAUCGUCGAGGCCGACGAGGGCCGCGAGUUCUUUGGCGAAAACACGCCAGGAGAUGAGGUUGAGCAAGGCGGCGAGAUCAGCGAGGAUGAUGAGGAGAUGGAGAAUGUGCAAGUUCCAGGUCGUCACAACCCGCUCGAAGCGCUCUACGCCGACGAAGACUCCGAGGACCUCGGACCAAGCAUUCCCUACGAGAUCAAGGGCAAAGGCAGAGCGCCUCCGCAAGCUCUCGAAGCUACAGACUCCGGCGACGAGAUCAGCGACGACGACUCGGACUCGAGCAUUGCGACAAUCACCUCCGAGAACGUUGACUUCGCCAUUGCCGACUGGAUGAAAUGGGCGCCGCGCAUCAAGGAGUACGAUGACGACCAGCUCGCCGAGAAGAUCUUUACACUAUCUGCGCAACUCGAGCUCGCCAUGGACGUCGAGUCGCCUCGGCAGCAUCUGAUCGCUCAGCAGUUGUCGGACUUCCACUCCGAGCUCGCCAGGCGUAUGCCGCCCGACGACGAGGACGAGGUGCUCGAACCCUCCAGACACGUCGACAGCGCAGACGACGCGGCUUUGGUGGCGGACGACGAGCAGGAUGGCGAGGUAUCAACGACGAGCCCCGACCGCUCAGCCUUUCAGCAAGACUCAGCCUCCCCUGAGCCGAUCGAUGCGAAUGCCGCCUCUCAGGCCGCAGCGCAGCUCGACGCGAUCGCCUCGAACCUCGUCGACCUCUUCGACCGCGGCGAACCGUCUCUCGUCCAGGUGCCGCAGGAUGCUCUUGCAGCGUCUGAGGAGCCACGCAUUGACGCGGCAAAGGCAGUAGACGGCCUCGUCGAACCGGAUCGGGCGUCUUCGCCUGCUGCGGGAGCAGAUAACCAUCGCGCUCUAUCGCCAGGCAUUGACGAGCACGAGGGCAUGGAGACGUCCGCCGAAGCGCGAGAACGUGCGACGCCGGCGGUCAAGCUGGCCGAGGACUCGAGCAUCCAGCUCGGCGAAGCGGCAUCAGUCAUCCUCGCCCCGCCUGAGACCGCCAUGAUCAGCACUUCGGCGGCAUCCAGCUCCGGAGCGUUGCAGCGUAGCGCUCCAUUUCGCACGCUGCAGCACCCGGCCUUCUCGUCACACUUCGGCGAAGAAUCCGGACCGCAACCCGACUUCGCCUCGCGCGUACGCUACGAGAUGCCUCCGACUAUCCACCGUGUCAACAGUCCCGCUCGCAGCGACUCGGCUGGCCCGGACCUUCCACAAGACGGGUCGAUUCGCAUCGGCGUGACAGACGAAGAGAUGCUGGAUGCGUCCCUCGUUGGACGGCACGUCCCGCUUUGGCAGGCGGAAGCUGCGACGUCGGCGGCGGUCCGGCAGCAGGAGGAUGGGGGUUUCCAUUCUACGAGCGGAGGACUGCUCGUCAUCGACGACGAUGCGGAGGCUGGUCAGACCCCUUCGCCACCUCGUCCGCAGACGCCCGUCCCUGCCGUGACUGCUUCCAAGCCCGCUGGCGCAACGCCUCCUCCUGCGGAUCAGCUCGAUGACGUCCCGACCAUCAUCGACGGCGUUGCGCCGCCGCAAAACUUCGACAUCGUUCCCGCGCCUCUGCCUCGCUCCCCGUCUCCUGUCGCGCACACUACGUCGGCCGCUCACCGCCAUGUUGCGUCUUCGCUGAAGGCAGCUGCCGACGAAGAAUCGCCGGCCCCGCCCGCGGAUGCGCCUAUGUCGACACCGGCUUCGCUUGCCAAGACCGACAGCGCCGAAGAUCUCGACCACACGCACUUGCAGUCCGAGAUUGGGCCACAACCCGCCUUUGACAGUCGCGUGCGUUACGAAGCACCUCCCGCCAUCCAUAGCGUCGACAGUCCUGUUCAUGACGACGACGGGGACAGCGAGGCUCGUGAAGACGGGGCCGUGCGGGUCGGCCUCUCUGACGAAGAGCUGCAGGACGCCAUGCUCGCGGGCAGCGCUCCGCGGCUCGCUACGACGGAUAACCUCCUUGAGCACGACGUCCAAGAGCAGCGGGACACGGACGUCGAGGCCGAGCGUGCGUCAGCCGGACUGGUCGUCAUCGACGAUGAUGCCGCGGAAGACGAGCAGACGCAACAGCCCCUUUCAGAUCUCCACCCAGCCGACAGAGUCGAACCGAGCGAAGACAAAGGUCACGAGCUCGGCGCCUCUCCGCCGCCGUCAGCGUCGGUAGAUGCGCAGCCACCCGUUGUCGACGGCACUGCUCCGCCUCAGAACCCGGCGUUGCUGCCAAGUACCGUGCCUCGCGAGACAGGCCUUGGCGAUUUCGUCGCGUUCGGCGACACGGACGAGGACGAACACGACGCCGACGAGCUCUCGGCAGCGGAUGAAGCUGGUCCGUCUCUCGAGGCGCCGAAGUCGCCUGGCGACACAGCCAGUCACGUUCUCGGCCUUCCCGCUGGCGAAGAAACGGUCGUCGUCUCGAACUCGGCUGAGACGUCUGACGACUCCGACGAGGAGGGCGUGAUCGCCGUGCGCGCCGCUCCGCGCUCAUUCGAUCUCGGCGCCCAGGCUGCGAAUCGAUCAGUUGCUGAACAAGCCGUCGAGAGUGCCGCCGAAGUCGAUAUCGCCCAGCAGGAGCAAGUCGACAUCUUCCAGCAGGAGCCGACUUUGCAGCCCGAAUAUGCACGGCCAGACGCCGAACAGAGCGUUGCGGGCAAGAUCGCCGUCAAGAACGUCGUUGAACCUGGUGAAUGGAACCGGCACGACCCGAUCGAGUUCGGUACGGCUUCAGCUGGCGAAUUCGCCUCUGUCGAUGUCGACGUUGCUCUCGAGGAUGAGCAAGUCUUGCGAUCCAACGAGGUUCUCGACGAUGCGCCCAUCGAGGUCGUCGACGGCUCGGCUGCGUUCGCCAACGGCAGCUCUCCACCGCCCGCCUUCAUCGAGCCGGACGAGGCAGUCUUACCUCGACAUGCCGAGCAGGACGACGGGAACCUUGACGAGGGCGAGUCGACCGAUGAAGAGCAACUGGUCAUCUCGCUCGUUGGCUCGAGCGGGCGUAAUGGUGCCUCGCGUGAAGCAUCGCUCGGCAAGGAGGAUGCAGGCGGUGGCUCUGCCUCGUCGUCUACCGUGACAGCCGCACACCAAUCGCCCUCGCUUCCCGGCAAGAUACCGCAACGUCUCCGCCUUUCGACGCCUCUCCGACGAUCCAGCAGGCUCUCCUUGCCGCCAUCGCCCGCUGCCUCAACGCCAACACAGCCAACGUCGACGAUCAGGCGCUCGCGUACCGCUGAAGAGGCCUCCUCAACCUCGACGAACCUUCCUUCUCCUGCGAAGCGCCAGCGCGUGACGGACCCGCCCAAGUCGCAAGAUGCACCGUCGUCCGCUUCGUCUCGCUCCACCGGCGCUCGACUCCACCAGCAUCGUCAUCGCCCGACCAGCGCGGCAACUCCCGGCGCGAACGGUGUUUCGCCACCUCUCACCCGCUCGCGGUGCCACUUUUCUCGCCUGCGUAUCAGCUCUCGCGAGGAUCCAUCGGCGCCGCCUUACUUGUUCAACGUUCCCACGUGCGCUCUCGCUUCCGACUACGCCCAGGAGACCAUGCGCCGCUUCCAUGUCGAGAAUCUUGGCGACGUGCCAGACUCGGACGACUGCGAAGGCAUUCAGCUAGGCGGACAGACGCCUUCGGACGCCAACGCCGCCGAAGUCAUGGAGAGUCGUCACUCGGCGCUCGUGCCGCACGAGGACGUCUUGGACGCCGUGAGGCGGAUUGCCGGCUCUGAGCUGUGGGACGAAGGCGCGUGCGAGGUCCUGCCGCGCGAAGAGGUUGAAGGGCGGGUACUGCGAGGUGGGAAGCGGGCUUCGACCGGCGCUUCCUCAGCGGCAGCCGAAGCGGGCAAGAGGCGCAAGACGUAG
Messenger RNA from Rhodotorula toruloides NP11, 5814 nucleotides. RefSeq lists its product as uncharacterized. NCBI's taxonomy places the organism in Eukaryota, Fungi, Basidiomycota, Microbotryomycetes, Sporidiobolales, Sporidiobolaceae. The transcript is spliced from 7 exons. Bases 1 to 5814 code for a protein of 1937 amino acids. The record is from RefSeq and is a predicted model, not a curated record.